AGAGGAGGCAGGGAAAAUAACAAGGCAAGGGGAGAGCUGGUGAAAGAGGGAAGAGCUAUGAAAAAGCGAGGGAGAAGGUGAAAUCACAGCAGCACAGAGGAGAGACCAAACAAGAAAGAGAGGAAGGAUGAGUGGAGGAGAGAGCGCUGAUCAGUGAAGUCUCCAGAGAGAGAAAGAAGAGAGGAGAGGAAGGAGAUGAACAAGGAGAGGAGGGUGAGCAGCCAGCGCACAGAACAUCCAUCAGCUCAGGCAGCCAUGCUCUGAGCCCUGGAGCAGAAGGGCUACGCAGACACUGCACAGGCCUAGCCCAUCAGGCCUAGCUCAGCCCUCCCGUCCCAGCCACAAACACCGGGGCAGGGACAAAAGAAGAUUCCCUGUGCCUCAGCCGUGCACAAGAGCCAUGAGGACAGCCAGGAAGGGCAGCGUGGAGAUGCCUGCGUUUGUGAGGCAGCUGGUGAAAGAGACGGAGAAGAGGGUCAGCUCUUUCUUCAAGGGGGGCCGCGGAGGAGCAGCAGAGGGGGAGCAGCCAGGGGAGGGGGAGAAGGAGGAAGUCAUCCCCAGCCCCUACCUGGACCGGCCGGUCCUGGACAAGCUGACAGAGGAGGGCUGUGCCCGCUGGGGCCUCACCUACGCUCUGGGGAGCAUGCAGGGCUGGAGGGCCAACAUGGAGGACUUCCACAACUGUGUGCCACAGCUGGGUGGAGAGCUGGCCGACUGGAGCUUCUUUGCUGUGUUCGAUGGUCAUGCAGGCAGCACAGUGGCACAGUUCUGCUCACAGCAUCUUCUGGGUCACAUCCUAGCCACAGGUGAAAUAGGGGCAGAGGACGACCCUGAAAAGGUGAAAGGUGCCAUCAUUGAGGGUUUUCUGCAAACUGACAAGCACUUGCACUCCGUGGCACGUCGAGAAGGCUGGGAGAGAGGUGGCACCACUGUGGUGGCCACUCUCAUCUCACCUUACUACAUCUACUUUGCCAACUGUGGUGACUCAAGGGCAAUGCUGUGCCGGUCCGGCCAGGUUUGCUUCUCCACUGAGGACCACAAACCCUACAGCCCUCUGGAGAAAGAGCGCAUCGAGAGCGCAGGCGGCUCCGUGUCCCUCCAACGGAUCAACGGCUCCCUGGCAGUCUCCCGUGCUCUGGGGGACUUCAGCUACAAGGGAGCAGAGAACCGGACGCCCAGCCAGCAGAUGGUGUCGCCAGAGCCUGAGGUGUGUGUGGUGGAGCGCUCGCCAGCAGAUGAGUUCCUGGUGCUCGCCUGCGACGGGGUGUGGGACACCAUCAGCAAUGAGGAGCUGUGCGCCUUCAUCCACAACCGGCUGCAAGUCUGCACUGACCUGAGGGACGUCUGCACUCAAGUCAUUGACCUCUGUCUCUAUAAGGGCAGCCUGGACAACAUCAGCAUCAUCCUGCUGUGCUUCCCUGGAGCCCCCCAGCUGUCAGCAGAGGCAUUACACCAGGAGGCCGAGCUGGAGGACCUGCUGGAGUCCAAAGUAGCAGAAAUUUAUGACGAGCUGUGUGCCAGAGGGGAGGAGCCUGACCUGCUGUCUGUCCUCACGGUCCUCGCAUCCACUGUCAUCCCUGGUUUACCACCAGGUGGAGGCAUACAGAGCAAAAGGAACUGCAUUAUUUCUGCUUACUAUCAACAAAGAGAGACACACAAGCCCACAGUACCAAAUGGCCUGGGAGGCUCCUGAGAAGCCUUGCUGGAUUUUGUCUCCAAGGAUCCAUGGAGGGACUGUAAUUAAUGUCAAUAUUAAAACUGUUUUCUUCAUGUGUGCAAUUUAAAAAAAAAAAAAAGAGAGAGAGAGAGAGAGAA
Lates calcarifer (barramundi perch) is the source of this 1815-nucleotide messenger RNA. It is a transcript of the gene ppm1nb, whose product is annotated as protein phosphatase, Mg2+/Mn2+ dependent, 1Nb (putative). The transcript has 6 exons. Gene Ontology annotation, biological process: protein dephosphorylation. The record is from RefSeq and is a predicted model, not a curated record. Lineage: Eukaryota; Metazoa; Chordata; Actinopteri; Centropomidae. Bases 401 to 1693 code for a protein of 430 amino acids. Gene Ontology annotation, molecular function: manganese ion binding; protein serine/threonine phosphatase activity; magnesium ion binding.